Saprolegnia diclina VS20 is the source of this 2407-nucleotide messenger RNA. RefSeq lists its product as hypothetical. Lineage: Eukaryota; Oomycota; Saprolegniomycetes; Saprolegniales; Saprolegniaceae. The record is from RefSeq and is a predicted model, not a curated record. Bases 17 to 2350 code for a protein of 777 amino acids. The transcript has 12 exons.
CGGUGACGCAGUUUGCAUGAAGGCGGGAACCAGCAACAAGGUGGCGCCGGGUCCGAGCACGAGCCAGGUGCCACCGGACGGCGACAGCCACGAAGCCGAGGGCGAGUAUGCUGAGAACGUACGCGCCAAGGCGCUCUGGCAGCGCGUCGUCUCGCUCACGCUGCCGCGCCCUGACGUGGAGAUCAUCGACAUUUACCACCGGCGGACGCUCCCGCAGCUGCUCAUGGUCCACCCCAACUCGAGCUUUCGGCGAGCGUGGGACUUGAGCAUCGCCGCGGCCGUCAUCUACGUCUGCAUCAUGACACCGGCGUCGCUCGGCUUUGACUUUGUCGCGUGGGGCUCGAACGUCGCAUCCUUCGAGUCGUUCUUGGAUGCGUGCUUUGUCUGCGAUAUGGUGCUAUCGUUCCGGACCGGGUACUACGAGAACGGCGAGCUGCACAUGGAGGCGCGUGUCGUCGCGCGGCACUACCUCCGCUCGUGGUUCAUCGUCGACUUUGUCUCCAACUUCCCCCUGAGCUACGUGAUUCCGUCGAGCAACAAGCGCCAGACGUCGGUCAAGAUCCUCAAACUGCAGAAAAUACCCAAGUUACUGCGCUUUGGCGUCCUCCUCAAGUACAUGCGGCAGUACGCCAAGUACUACCACCUCCUCGUCACGGGCAUCACCAUGUCGCUCGGCCUCCACAUCUUUACCUGCAUCUGGGCCAACAUCUUCAACAAUUGCUACGCCGACGUGACGCUCUGCAGCGACUGGGACACGGCGUCGAGUAUUUACGCCGAGUCGUUCCAUAAUGUCCUUCUCACGUUUCUCGGCAUCGCCGAAGCCUCUUCGUUCCAGAUGACGUCGCAGCUCGCGUCGCCAUUCGAGACGUAUCGACCGAACAUGUACACGCUCAGCUCGUUCAUCGCGCUCUUUGGAGUGCUCAACUGCGCACUCCUCUUCGGCCACACCCUCACACUGCUCCUCAGCUGGGACCAACAAAGCUCGACGUUCCGUAAUCGCAUGGACGUCAUCUCGUCAGAAAUGAAGUACUACGACCUGCCCGCGGACCUCCAGCACCGCGUCAAGCGCAACUACGACUACCUCUGGAUCAACCAACGCGCGUACUCGGACAUGACGCUGCUCAACCAACCGGGCUUGUCCAAACCGCUGCGCACAACGAUCGCGCUGCACUUGUACAAGGACUUGCUCAACACCGUGCCGAUCUUUGCCGGCUCGGACGGACGCUUCCUCGGCAAAGUGUGCAUGGCGCUCGACACGGCCGUGUACCUUCCCGCCGACGUGAUCAUUCACCAAGACGACAUUGGCCGCGAAAUGUUUAUUGUGCGAAAGGGGACCGUCGAAGUGCUGCCGCCGCGGGCCAAGACGAGCGCGCUGCACCCGAUCAUGCGCAAGCUCCGGUCGACCAAGGACGGCGCGCGCAUCCUGCUCAAAGACGGGGAUUUCUUUGGGGAGACGGCGCUCGUCGCCGAAGUCCGUCGCACGAACACGGUCGUCGCGGACUCGAUCUGUGACCUCAACGUCCUCAGCAAGCACGCGUUCAACGAAAUCUUGGCCGAGUACCCUGAGUUUGGCGUCAAAAUGAAAAAGUCGGUCGUCGCGCGCCAGCUCGCCAACAUGAACUUUCAGUCGUCGACAGCCAAGCUCAAGGUCGAGACGGAGCUCAACCACCUCGUCGACAAGUCGCUCAUGCGCCGUCGCUUUGACAUGUCCUUCAAGGGCAUUUACCGCUCCAAACGCAUGGCUGACAAGCUCCAAGCGAUCCAGGACCGGAACCGACGCGCAGAAGCCAAACCCGCUCGUAAAUCCAUUAUCCAAGGGCUCAUGGCGCGCAAGGCGUCGGUCACCCAGCUUCUCAGUCGACGGGGCUUUGUGCUCAAGCCAUCGCCGUCCGGGAAGAACGUGAUAGAGCAACUCGACACGCCCCCCGGACCCCCUUCCGCCCCCCCGCCAGGCCAAGAGCUCCCGCCACCACCGGACCCGCCGUCCGUCGUAGUGGACGAGUCGCGUCUCGCGUCGUUGACGUCCGAGCCAUUGCCCGCCAGCGAUAUGGUGCCAAUGGCGCUUCUUGAAAUCAACCGCAUGGUCGCCGACAUCAAGAAGGCUAUGGACAAGGUCCAGCGGAAGAUCGCACAGCAGGCGCGACAGAGCUUGGACGGCGACGACGACGAUGACAGUGACAGCGACGACGUGGCGGACGACGACGACGGCGCUCGGAGUUCUCCAAUGGCGUUGUCGAGAUCCCGCUUCAAGCUGGGCACCGAGCCGCCGAUUCUAGAGGCCAACGAAGAAGACCACUCGAUGCCGGCCCACAGUGAUGCAGAGCCGAAAGCGCCAAGCUCUGAGUUUUAAGCUCUAAGCUCUAAGCUCUGAGUUUUAAGCUAUAAGCUGCAAGGAAUGAGUUCAAGC